AUGUACCGAGGACAUCUGCUGAGGAUUCCAUGCUACAAACUCAUGCUGAUUAAUGGAUUUGCUGAUAUUGCUGAUCUUGUGCUUACAUCAUACGUCACAUCCUAUUUUCACUUUUGGGGCUACCUCAAUUCCAGCUUUAAAAAGAAAGCUGUGCGAAAUCACUACAUAUUAGGUUUAUGGUUUGGAGCAUCGUUUAACUGUAUGGUUCUUGCUUUCAAUAGAUUAGUAGAGAUGGUUCCCGCUGCUCGGUUCCUUGGAUUUCUCUAUGAAGGGAAAGUUUUGUACAUGUGGACGUUUCUUUCCAUAUUCUACAUGAUUAUUGUGUGGUUUGUACUGAGACCAAUCCCUUUCAACACAGUUAUAUCAGCAUUUGUUGGCCCACCUAUGAUAGGAGAUCCAGAAUGGGUAAGCCAUUUGCAAAAACUUGUCAAAGUACUGGAAUAUAUGCACUACUCUAUCAAAACUCUAUACGGCGCUUAUUAACG
Molecule: messenger RNA, 485 nt
Organism: Cylicostephanus goldi
Lineage: Eukaryota; Metazoa; Nematoda; Chromadorea; Rhabditida; Strongylidae
Source: the annotation of a GenBank genome assembly